UUAUGAUAAUCUGUGUAUAUAUGUAUCUACACAUAUACACAUGUAUAUAUGUAUUUAUACAUAUAUGCACACAUUGUAAGUAUAUAUAUUGUAGUAUAAAUAUAUAUUUAUGUGAGUUUUGCCAUGAUCGGAUGUUCACUGCAGAAACUUCGGCUUAAGGCUGAACUACUUUUUAGAGGUUACUUGUCCUUUCCCCUCUGCUAGAGAUUGAAGUCUCAACAGUCUCGCUGAAGUCUGUUUAAAUUAACCUAACUUUGUACUUAGAGAUGUGAGGAGUAUGUGCACCCUAGUUUUGCUGCACUCAUCUCCUGCCUGUUUUGUUUUUUUGUUAUCUGUUACUUGUGCUCCUUAUUGCCCUGUGUGGUGGAGAAUGGAUCCCCCAUUUGCAAAAGGGUUUUUACGCAGAGAAGCGUAUGGUCAAGUCCAUUUCAAAUCAAGUUAUUAAAGCGGACUGUAGUUAGCUUAAUGCAGUCCAUCAUUGCUCCUUUUCAGUAUUUCUGUAAUCAGUUUGGAGAUGCUUAGGUCUCCCCCACUGCUUUGUCUUAAGUCUUUCCGUACAAAGGGAAGAAAGCCUCUUGUCUGAGGAGGUGCUUUUCAGGUACUCGGAGGCACCUAGCUUAGGGAUUAAUGCAUUUUUCUUAAAUGCAUCUAGCCCCAGAUGGUAAACUUUGCAGAGGAUCAGAGCAUCUUUGCAGUCAGCUCUUUGAAUGUCAUCAAAGACCAUUUGAAAUAUCACACUAUCAUUUCUUCUGGAAUUAGCAACUUUAUUCCUUCUUCCCCUUUCUAUCAUAACUGAAUUUUUCAAAUAUCAGGAUCAAAAACUAAUCUGAAUUAGAGCAAAUUUGGGGCUAUAUAUCUGCUGUGGUUUUUUUUUUCACUUGUUUUUUAAUCAAUACUUAGCCCUCCUGAUUUUCAUUUAGCAAUUUGGCUGUAAAACAUGCAUUUGAUACUAGAAAGCAGACAGACCCCCCCCCCUUUUUUUAAACAGGUGAGAUUAGCAUCUAGUUGUUUUUUUUUUUUAACAGAGGUGAGAUUAGCAUCUAGGGUUUUUUCUUUUUUAGAAAAGUAGGCGGAGUCAAGCUGUAUUUUUGUUAUACUAUGCUUUACAUCAGAGCUAAGAGCUCAGCUAGAGGUGAUUAUACUGGCCCAACUGACGAAGAAAGGAUUGCAUUUCCAUUUGAAUGCGAGCAGACGACCAGAUAUGAUUCUCUCUACCUAUCAUACCAUCCAGUCUGUUUUCUGCUGCUGCUGCUGCUGCUGCACAGUGCAAAAAAGAGCAAUGAGAAUGAACCUGGACCCAGAUACUGGCCUGGUGACCCAGUACUCAGCCUCACAGAAAGAAGUCUCCUACACAUCUACUCGGAAGUUCAGGCGUAAGAGGCAGUUGCUUCAACAGUUUAAGAAGAAGCCAUUACCUCCUCUCCCCCCCGAGGCCUUGGAAGACUACACACCAAAGACCAAAGUUAUUGCGCUCUAUGACUUUUUUGCUAGAGGACCCUCCGAUUUAACACUCAAGAAGUCAGAAGAAUACAUUAUCCUUGAAAAGUAUGACCCCCACUGGUGGAAGGCAAGAGACCAGUAUGGGAAUGAAGGUCUAAUUCCCAGCAACUAUGUAACUGAAAACAAGCAAAACAAUUUAGAAACCUAUGAGUGGUACUGCAAAAACAUAAACAGGAGCCAGGCAGAACUGCUAUUACAGCAGAAGUCCAAAGAAGGCGCGUUUGUGGUCAGAGAUUCAAGCCAACAGGGACUUCUCACGCUGUCCGUGUAUUCGCGGUCUAAAGGAAGUCAUAGCGAAGACAUUCGACAUUACCAAAUUAAGAAAAACCACCUGGAACAAUAUUAUGUAGCAGAAAAAUAUCUCUUUUCAUCUGUUCCUGAACUCAUCCAAUAUCAUCAACAGAAUGCUGCAGGACUCAUCACUCGUCUCCGGCAUCCAGUUGGAUCAAUGGGAUGUUCUUCACCAGCAACAGCAGGCUUUAGUUAUGAGGAGUGGGAAUUAAACCCAACUGAGCUGACGUUCAUGAAGGAGCUUGGGCGCGGACAGUUUGGAGUCGUUCAGCUGGGCAAAUGGAAAGCAACCAUCAAGGUUGCCAUCAAAACAAUCCAUGAAGGUGCAAUGUCUGAAGAUGAUUUCAUUGAGGAGGCCAAAGUGAUGAUGCACCUAUCCCACCCGAAGCUGGUCCAGCUUUACGGAGUGUGCACGCACCACAGGCCUCUCUACGUCGUGACUGAAUUCAUGGAGAACGGCUGCCUCCUCAACUACCUGCGGCAAAGACGAGGGAAACUCAGCAGAGAUGUCCUGCUAGGCAUGUGCCAGGAUGUGUGCGAAGGGAUGCAAUAUCUAGAAAGAAACAGAUUUAUUCACCGUGAUUUAGCUGCAAGAAACUGUUUAGUCAACGCUAAACACGUCGUUAAAGUAUCUGACUUCGGGAUGGCGAGGUAUGUCAUUGAUGAUGAAUACAUCAGCUCUUCAGGUGCCAAGUUUCCAAUCAAAUGGUCAUCUCCUGAAGUUUUUCAUUUCAAAAAAUAUAGCAGCAAAUCAGAUGUCUGGUCAUUUGGUGUACUGAUGUGGGAAGUUUUCACAGAAGGCAAAAUGCCUUUUGAAAGUAAGUCAAAUUCUGAAGUUGUCCGUGAGAUUUCUGAGGGUAACCGACUUUAUCGACCAUAUCUGGCAUCACAUACUGUGUACAAAGUCAUGUACAGCUGCUGGCACGAGAAACCUGAAGGACGUCCUACUUUUGCAGAGUUAGUAGAUACCCUAACAGAUAUAACAGAGAUGGGAUAACCAGAGGUUUUACACAAUUUUUUUUUACUGAAAGGUUAGCAUUAAGUCUCUCAAAAAUGUAGUUGAUACAAAAAGCUCAGUCUUCUGCAGCCUUCUCUACUUAAAUCACAGUAACUGCAUCCUACGUAUUGAAGCAGCUGUUCAGGCUUAGCCUAAUUUUAUUUUAGUCAUUUGAAUACAUACCUCAGAAGACUGUUUUUGGACUAUAAAGCCAUUUCUUUUCAAGUUCAGGGAGAAAAGUCUCCUGUCUGAAAAGAAGUAACCAAGUUUACUCACCACGUAGGCCUCUUCUUUUACUCCCCCCGCUCCCAAGCUACACUAAUUCCUGUAAGAAUAUUAAUAAGAAAUGAUUUAUUACUUAAUAUGGCUCACGGACUGGGAAAUACAGAUGAGUGACAGCGAGAAUGGUGCAAGCACCUCUGAUAAAGCUCUAAAUAGGUCAAGUUUAAAGCCGAGACCUUUUGCACUGCGAGGCGGGCAGCACCGAAGGAAAGCACCAGUAUUUCAGCAGCAGCAGCAGCGGUGAGCUGACUGAUCGACCACUGCAGCAACAGCCCACAUUUGCCCUUGACAAACGCCCCCACUUGCCUUGGUGCUCCCCCGCGAGCGCCCAGGAUGGCUGCUGGAUGAGCCAAAGCUGGGACCUGACAGCAAAAUGAAGUGAGUUAGUCUAGCUCACACAGGUUCUGUAACACCCAGCGUGGAUGAUGUCUGUAACCUAGACUUACGUUGUUAUUCACAUUUCAUUUUUAAUCUUAGUUUUGAUCAAUACAAAUAUAUUACAGAAAAAAAAGGUACACAAAGUUAGUUAUUAUUUAAUAGAAGAGUUAGGCCACUACCAAUAAAUAG
Dromaius novaehollandiae (emu) is the source of this 3637-nucleotide messenger RNA. It is a transcript of the gene TXK, whose product is annotated as TXK tyrosine kinase. Gene Ontology annotation, biological process: protein phosphorylation; T cell receptor signaling pathway; adaptive immune response. The coding region runs from base 1202 to 2788 and encodes 528 amino acids. The transcript has 15 exons. Gene Ontology annotation, molecular function: protein binding; ATP binding; non-membrane spanning protein tyrosine kinase activity. Lineage: Eukaryota; Metazoa; Chordata; Aves; Casuariiformes; Dromaiidae. Gene Ontology annotation, cellular component: plasma membrane. The record is from RefSeq and is a predicted model, not a curated record.